AAAUGAAACUAGAAGAGAACAUUUCAAACAUUAAGUCUCUUAGAGUUCAGAAAACAUCACCGAGAAUAUCAGAAGUAACUAAAGGGACUGAAAGUUGAUGCUGAUGAGAGUUUUCUGUUUGAUUUCUUGUUCGUGUAUCUGGCGCCCCCUGCUGACAUGAGGAGGAACUCAAAACUCUAACACACUUACAGUUUCUGUUCGUUCUCUUUCUGUCUCUCAUGUUCCGGAUUUUGCUCUUCCAGCAAAUGACUGCAGAACUCACCGGUGAAAGAUUUUCAUUAACAAAUUGAAUUUUAUUUUUAUUUUAUUCUAGUGUGGUUGAAGGUUUCUGAGCAAACGUAGUUCCAGAAGAGCAUUUCCCUCAACUCUUUCCAACCAAAGUCGUUCAGUCUCAGAACUCACCAACUUCUGUCAGAAAAUGUUCCACAAACUUGUUUUUCUUCCAGAUUUAAUGGCAUCUGAGUUCAGUUCAAAAAAGUCUUUCACUUUUUCUUAAGAUUUUAUUUUCUCUUUCUUAGCAAAACGACUUUUGAACAUUUGAAUUUUGCUUUUCAAGAAAAGAAUGUUAUACAAACUUUUUCAUAAUCUUUCAAAUUUCUUGCACAAAAUGGAAUAAACUCAGAUAUCAGAUUAUCACAAAAGAUUUGUUCAUCUAUCAGGAUUAUUUCUCAUUUAUUUAAUAGAAAUCAAGUGUUUCAUUGGGAGCAUCUUGGUUUCAUAAUUUGAUUACAACAAAAAAGAAACAAAAAAAGUUUUGAUAGUUUUACUAGUUUAUUAAUGAAACACAUAUUUGUAAAAAAAAUAAAAACAACAAAAAAACCAUACUGUCACUAAAGGUCACCAAAAGAUGACAAACACAAAAAUUCCUCCUUGUAUAUCCGGGAUUCGAACGUAUACAGUGAAACAGGGAAAACCUCUCGUCACAGCAGCUACUUUGUCAAAAUACCGACUUUGGACGAGGUUUUCAUAUAUUCAAUAUAUCACAUACACGACACAGUAAAACAGCGUUUUGGACGCGAUAAAACAACGUUUUUAUGUUCAUCUUAGGACAACACAUGAUGGUUGUAAACUACUUGCGACUUUAAAAAUGUGUUAAAAAAAUCUGUUUUUGAUGCUGUUUUUCACUGCAUUUUCCCUGGUGACUUAUGAUAUCUUUCACUAUAUUUUCUUUUUUCCAUCAAGACAAAAACAAAAAGAUUCUCUAAUAUGAUCUAAUGUUUCCUCGUCAGACGAUACCAGGAGAAUCUCGGAAUGAUCUCCUGGAUCCAGACAUGAAGACGAGACGUCUUUGUAGAACUCUUCAAAAUAAACAAACCUGGUCUCUCACCAUCAUUCUUGUCUUGCAUGCAUUGGAAAUGAGAUAAGCAGAGGAAGUCCCAGCUGACCUAUGAUGAAAAGAAUCAGGUAAAAAAAAAAAACAGAAACCAAAAGAAACAGGAAAUCACUAAAAGUGAUGUGAUUCCACAUUUAAAUUUUAUUUUGGAAUCCGUUAAUUUGCUGUACUUGAAAUAUUUUAAUACAUUUAUUAAAUGUAGCCUGUGAAAAAGAGGGAAAAAAGAAAUAGCAUUACGAGUCUGGAAAGCGGAACCUUCGACACUCCUGCAGCGCCUCCAGGUGGAUGCAGACGGAACAACUUCCUGUUUCCGUUCGAAGCGCGUGGAGAACGAAGUGAGUGCUCGUGACGUUCCUGAUCUUAUUUACAGACCAAAAACUGGAAUCAUUUCAUUCCCUGAAAAGCUUUAUUUAAACCUGAAAUACAACCAGCUUCAAACGUCCACUGUUCUGUCAUCAUGACUGCAUCAACUGCUGCUUAAAGAUGAAAGGACUCUAAAAGCUGAUCAGACAGCGCCCCCCACUGGAAAUAAAGUUAACUGCAGGUUUCCUCUGAGAGGAAAUGACACCUGAUGAAACUGAAAACACCGACUGAUGAACUGAACCCAGACGCCAUUAGAGGAGAUUAAACGUUUGCUGGAAUAAAACAGAUUUGUGGGAUUGUUUCUACCUGAAUCUGGUGAGCUUUGAGACUGAAAGUUAGAAAUGGCUGAGAGAAACGCUUUUCUGGAAUCUUUCCUGAGCUGUCACGUUUGUUCAGAGACUUUCAAAGAUCCUGUGACUCUGAAGUGCAACCACAACUUCUGCUCCAGCUGCCUGCAGGAGCUCUGGAAACAAGCGCAAAGCAAAAAGUGUCCCAUCUGUAGAAAGAAAUCCUCUAAAAAGAACACGCGGCUGAACUUCAGCCUGAAGGAACUGGCCGACUCGUUUGCUGGAAGACCAAAACCUGGACCAUCAGAGACAGAAGAACAGGUCAUGGAGGUCUGUGAGAAACAUCCAGGAGAAGUUAAGCUGUUCUGUAAAGACGAGCAGAGACCUGUGUGUCCCGUCUGCGAGUUCUCUCAGCACCAGAGUCACAAAGUGGUUUCUGUAGAAGAAGCCGUCAGAGACCUGAAGGAGGAGCUGAAAUCAGACAUUAAGUCUCUCACUGACAAGAAGAACGAAUGCAGACGAGUGGAGGAGAAGUUUAAACUUGUGAUUCAACACUUUGAGAAGCAGCAGCUGUCCGCGGAGAGACAGAUCCGAGCAGAGUUCAACAAGCUCCACCAGUUCCUGAAGGAGGAGGAGGAGUCCAGAGUGUCCGCUCUGAGGGAGGAAGAGGAGCAGAAGAGGAAGACUGUGGGCAGAGCGAUGAAGAAGAUCCAGGAGCAGAUGUCCUCUCUGUCAGAAAGCAUUGCUGCUGUUGAAGCAGAGCUGCAGAAAAACGAAGAGGCGUUCCUCUGCACUUAUAAAGGUGUCCAGAACCGAGCCAGAACCCAGAGCUCGCUGACAGAACCUCAGCUGCUCUCAGGAGCUCUGAUAGAUGUGGCCAAACAUGUGGGCAACCUGUCCUUCAGAGUCUGGGAGAAGAUGAGGGAGAAGGUCCACUUCCACCCGGUCCUCCUGGACCCAAACACUGCAAACAGAUGGCUUCUUCUGUCUGAGGAUCUGACCUCCGUCAGGAAUGGAGAAACUUCCCAGCAUCCUCCAGACAAUCCGGAGAGAAACCUGAAAUACAGUAACGUGUUCGGCUCUGAGGGCUUCAGCUCCGGGAGACACAGCUGGGAGGUGGAGGUGGGAGAUCAUCCUCACUGGAACAUCGGAGUGGCCAACGAGUCCGUCAACAGGAAGGAGGAGUGUUCCGCUUCUCCAAAAUAUGGAAUCUGGUGUUUGGUUCACCGGGAUGGAAAAUACACAAACGGUGACGGAGAGUUUCUGGCUGUGACCACGAGUCUGCAGAAGAUCAGAGUCCAGCUGGACUACGACGGCGGGGAGGUGACCUUCUCCAACUCUGCAGACAUGACGAACAUCUACACUCACAGACAUACGUUCACCCAGAAACUUCUCCCCUAUUUCUGCGCUGGAAAAUCCAGAGAUCCAAAAACAUCCCAACUCCAAAUCUGUCCCAUUGACUGAGAUGAGACUUUUGUGAGGACAAUAACGGAGAUCUUCUGUUUCUGUCAUCACAAAGUCCACCUGAUCAAUCCAGACGAUCAGCGUUUCUUCCACAUUUAUGUUUCUCUGAUGAACAGCUGAUGAUCAGUUGAAGAAAAGAGGAUGAACAGCUGACGAACAGUCGAUGACCAGAAAAUGAACAGCCGGUGAACAGCCAAUGAACAGAUGACGAGGAGCUGAUGAACAGUCGAUAAACAUCUGAUGAACAGUCGACAAACAUCUGAUGAACAGAUGAUGAUCAGUUGAAGAAAAGAGGAUGAGCACCUGAUGGUCAGCUGAUGAACAGCUGAUGAACAGAUGAUGAUCAGCUGAUGAGGAGCUGAUCCCUGAGAGGGGGAACAUUUUCUUUUCAAGAAUCUUCAUUUAGACUUUAACUUAAUCAAAGUUCAUCACGUUUUCCAUUUAUUCUUCUAGAAUGAAACAUUUCUGUUCAACAAUUCACAUCCUUUUAGUCUCCUAUUUCACCUUUUUAAAUGUUUGUUUAUAUAAAACUGAACUAAUGAAUUCUUUGUAUUUUUUCAUAUAAGUGAGAAUGAACCUCCAAUGAUCUAAAAAUGUGACCACCAUGCUUGUAUAAAUAAUAGA
Messenger RNA from Oryzias melastigma (Indian medaka), 4071 nucleotides. Its product is annotated as nuclear factor 7, brain-like. The coding region runs from base 2038 to 3447 and encodes 469 amino acids. NCBI's taxonomy places the organism in Eukaryota, Metazoa, Chordata, Actinopteri, Beloniformes, Adrianichthyidae. The transcript is spliced from 2 exons. Gene Ontology annotation, molecular function: protein binding; zinc ion binding. The record is from RefSeq and is a predicted model, not a curated record.